GAAGAUUCUCUCCAUCGCUUUGAGUGACUGUGGGGUUGAUCCCAAAGUCUCAUCAUGUCAGGGAAACGGAAGCGUGUAGUGUUGACUAUUAAAGACAAGCUUGAUAUAAUAAAGAAACUUGAAGACGGAGGUUCCUCCAAACAGUUGGCAGUUAUUUAUGGGAUUGGUGAAACAACAGUUCGAGACAUAAGAAAAAAUAAGGAAAAGAUCAUAACGUAUGCAAGCAGUUCUGAUUCUACAAGUCUUCUGGCCAAGAGAAAAUCUAUGAAACCAUCCAUGUAUGAAGAACUGGACCGAGCAAUGCUGGAAUGGUUCAACCAGCAGAGGGCAAGAGGAAAUCCCAUAUCUGGACCGAUUUGUGCAAAAAGGGCUGAGUUCUUCUUUUAUGCUCUGGGGAUGGAUGGUGAUUUCAACCCUUCUGCGGGUUGGCUGACUCGUUUUAAACAGCGGCACAGCAUUAGGGAGAUUAACAUUCGAAAUGAGAGGCUAAAUGGAGAUGAGACUGCUGUAGAAGAGUUUUGCAACAAUUUUCGAGACUUUAUUGAACAGGAAAAUCUGCAGCCUGAACAGAUCUAUAAUGCAGAUGAGACUGGACUGUUUUGGAAGUGCUUACCUUCCAGAACUUCAGUGAUUAAAGGCACCACGUCUGGGCACAAGUCUGUAGAAGAAAGAGUCACGGUCAUGUGUUGUGCCAAUGCAACAGGCUUACAUAAACUCAAGCUUUGUGUUGUAGGGAAGGCAAAGAAACCUCGUUCCUUCAAGUCAACUGACACCUCAAACCUUCCUGUCUCUUACUUCAGCCAGAAAGGUGCAUGGAUGAACCUUUCCAUUUUCAGACAGUGGUUUGAUAAGAUCUUUGUGCCACAGGUUCGAGAGUACUUAAGGUCUAAAGGCCUGCAGGAAAAGGCUGUGCUCUUGUUGGAUAAUUCACCAACACAUCCCAAUGAAAAUGUCCUGAGGUCAGAUGAUGGCCAAAUAUUUGCCAAAUAUUUACCACCCAAUGUUGCCUCAUUGAUUCAGCCCUCUGAUCAGGGGGUCAUGGCAACAAUGAAGAGAAACUAUCGUGCAGGACUUCUCCAGAACAACUUGGAAGAAGGUAAUGACUUGAGAUCAUUUUGGAAGAAACUCACUCUGCUUGACGCCCUGUAUGUGGUAGCAAUGGCUUGGAACUUAGUAAAGCCAGUCACCAUUAGCAGAGCAUGGAAAAAGAUUCUUCCUAGUAUAGAGGAGAGAGAAACCUUGGACUUUGAUGAAGAAGAUAUUUCAGUAGCUACAGUGACAACCAUAUUACAGCAUACCAAAGGACUGGAGAAUGUGUCUCCUGAGAACAUUGAAAAAUGGCUAGAAGUGGACAGUACCGAACCAGGAUAUGAAGUGUUAACUGACAGUGAAAUCAUCAGAAGAGCACAAGGCCAGACAGAUGAAUCCAGUGAGAAUGAGGAGGAGGAAAUAGAACUGAUUCCAGAGAAACAUAUUAACCAUGCAGCUGCUCUCCAGUGGACUGAAAAUUUGCUCGAUUAUCUAGAACAACAAGGUGAUAUGAUUCUGCCUGAUAGACUGGUGAUACGUAAACUUCGAGCCACUAUCAGAAACAAACAGAAAAUUACGAACUUGAAUCAAUAAUG
Molecule: messenger RNA, 1625 nt
Organism: Elephantulus edwardii (Cape elephant shrew)
Lineage: Eukaryota; Metazoa; Chordata; Mammalia; Macroscelidea; Macroscelididae
Gene: JRKL
Product: jerky homolog-like (mouse)
Exons: 1
Coding region: 55-1623 (522 amino acids)
Cellular component (GO): nucleus
Molecular function (GO): DNA binding
Source: RefSeq, a predicted model, not a curated record